Molecule: messenger RNA, 957 nt
Organism: Mesocricetus auratus (golden hamster)
Lineage: Eukaryota; Metazoa; Chordata; Mammalia; Rodentia; Cricetidae
Product: olfactory receptor 6C3-like
Exons: 1
Coding region: 19-957 (312 amino acids)
Biological process (GO): G protein-coupled receptor signaling pathway
Cellular component (GO): membrane
Molecular function (GO): G protein-coupled receptor activity; olfactory receptor activity
Source: RefSeq, a predicted model, not a curated record
UUGAAAGAGAAAAUUGGGAUGAAAAACUACACUAUAAUUACAGAGUUUGUGCUUUUGGGAAUAUCAGACAACAGAGAGCUCCAGGUAGUGAUUUUCAGCUUCUUAUUAAUAACUUACAUAUUAAGUAUCACUGGAAACCUAAUCAUCAUCAUUCUCACCUUGCUAGACUCUCACUUAAAGACUCCUAUGUAUUUCUUCCUCUGGAAUUUCUCCUUCUUAGAAAUUAUAUUCACCAGUGUUUCCAUCCCAAGAUUUUUGACAUCAAUAAUUACUCAAGUCAAGACCAUUUCCUAUAAUAAUUGCUUGGCUCAGUUAUUUUUCUUCAUCUUCGUUGGUGUGACAGAAUUUUUUCUGCUAACUGCUAUGUCUUAUGAUCGCUAUGUCGCCAUCUGCAGGCCACUGCAUUAUACCACCAUCAUGAAUCAGAAAGUUUGCACCCUUCUUGUCCUCACCUCAUGGCUGGCAGGAUUUCUGACCAUCUUCCCACCACUCAUGCUGGUCCUCAAAUUAGAUUUCUGUGCUUCUAAUGUCAUUGACCACUUCUGCUGUGACUAUUUUCCUCUCUUACAACUGUCGUGCUCAGAUACUUGGCUCCUAGAAGUGAUUGGCUUCUACUUUGCUCUGUUCACUCUGCUGUUCACAUUGGCAUUAGUGAUUUUAUCUUACAUGUAUAUUAUCAGGACUAUCUUAAGAUUUCCAUCUAUCAGCCAGAGAAAAAAGGCUUUCUCUACCUGUUCCUCUCACAUGAUUGUCAUCUCCAUGUCUUAUGGAAGCUGCAUAUUUAUCUAUGUGAAACCUUCUGCAAAAGAAAGGGCAUCACUGACCAAAACAGUAGCUGUUCUCAGCACUUCAAUUGCUCCCAUGCUGAACCCUUUUAUUUAUUCCUUGAGAAACCAGCAAGUAAAACAAGCCUUCAAAGACUUAGUUCAUAAGGUAGCUUUUGACAGAAACAGGUGA